CCGUCCCGCCCCGGUGCCGCCCCGUCCCGUCCGCCCGGACUUUACCUCCCGGCCGGGCCCGCGCCGUUCCGGGCCAUGUGAGCCGCAGGGUCGGGCCGCGGGGCCGUCACCGAACCGGUGCCGGUAUGGAACGCAGGAAGGUCUUCGUGGUGCUCGACGUGCUCUGCGUGGUGGUCGCAUCUCUGCCCUUUGUCAUCCUGACGCUGGUGAACUCCCCGUACAAACGAGGCUUCUACUGCAACGAUGACUCCAUCCGCUACCCCUACAAGGCAGACACCAUCACCCAUGGCCUCAUGGCUGGGGUCACCAUCACCUGCACCGUUCUCAUUAUCUCUUCGGGGGAGGCGUACCUGGUCUACACAGAGCGCCUCUACUCCAAGUCGGAGUACAACAACUACCUGGCUGCCCUCUACAAGGUGGUGGGGACCUUUCUCUUCGGGGGGGCCAUCAGCCAGUCCCUCACUGACCUGGCCAAGUACAUGAUCGGCCGCCUGCGGCCCAACUUCUUGGCAGUCUGCAACCCUGACUGGUCCAAGGUGAACUGCUCCAUCUACGUGCAGCUGGAGAAUGUCUGCCAAGGGGAGAGCAGGAACGUCACCGAGUCCAGGCUGUCCUUCUACUCUGGGCACUCCUCCUUUGGGAUGUACUGCAUGAUGUUCCUGGCGCUCUACGUGCAAGCCCGGCUGGUGGGGAAGUGGGCCCGGCUGCUGCGUCCCACCAUCCAGUUCUUCCUCCUCGCCUUCGCCAUCUACGUGGGCUACACGCGGGUCUCCGACUACAAGCACCACUGGAGCGAUGUGCUGGCCGGGCUGCUCCAGGGCGCGCUCAUCGCCGUCCUCAUCGUCCGCUACGUGUCUGACUUCUUCAAGCACCGUCCACCCCGGCAGUGCGACGAGAAGGACCCGGAGCGCAAACCCAGCCUGCCACUCACCCUGAGCGACGCCGACCGCAAUCACUACAGCUACCGGGGCGCCCCGUGAGCCGCACAUGGGGCCCGGACUGCGGGAGUGGAGAGCUGGGGGGAAAACACGGGGCCUGGUGCCCGCCAAUGGCUCCAUCGCACUGUGCCACAGCCUUGCCCUUCCCUGCUCCUGGCAAUGCCGUGGCUUUGGGAUCCGUGGAGCGGGGGAGGCCUCGGGCCUGGGCUGGGAUCUGCGGGGCCUGGGAGCAGGGCAGGGGGAGGCCUUGGGCCUACCCCAGCACUGUGAGGCCUACCCCAGUGCUCUGAGGCCUAUCCUGGCACUCUGAGGCCUAUUCUGGCACCUUGAGCCUAUCCCGAGGCCUAUCCCAGCUCUCCAGGGCCUAUCCCGAGGCCUAUCCCAGCUCUCCAAGGCCUAUCCCGAGGCCUAUCCCAGCUCUCCAAGGCCUAUCCCGAGGCCUGUUCCAGCGCUGCAUGCCUUAUCCCGAUCAAACACUACCGCCUUACGAGCACAAACCCUCACAGCACAACGGGAGGAGGACAGCCCGCUGGGCCAGCACGACUUUUUUUGGAAAGGAUUGAAGCAGCCCAGAGCUCAGCUCUGUUCCCUGAUGAACUUUAACAGCCAUUCUGUGGAGCAUACGGCUGCUCCAACCCUUCGGGCGCUGUGGCUUCAGUGGGUCCUCUAUGGGGUGGUUGGGGCAGGGGGAAGGGAGAAAUCUUCUGUGGUAAAGGGGGGGAGGGGGGAAGGGACGUGGAGCUGUAUAUGGGGCUCUUAUCACUGGGGGAAGGUAGGGAAUGGGCGCAUCCGUCCCGGAUCUGAAUUGCAGCCGCCUCUGGCAUGGGCGAGCUGUGAGCCCAGAGAGAAGCGACAUGCGUUUGUGUGAUGAUGUGUUUUUGUAAAAAUGUGUUUUUUAAAUUAGAUCAUCGAGAAAGAA
This is a messenger RNA of Numida meleagris (helmeted guineafowl), 1857 nucleotides long. RefSeq names its product phospholipid phosphatase 2 (gene PLPP2). Bases 126 to 980 code for a protein of 284 amino acids. The transcript is spliced from 6 exons. Gene Ontology annotation, biological process: phospholipid dephosphorylation; phospholipid metabolic process; signal transduction. Lineage: Eukaryota; Metazoa; Chordata; Aves; Galliformes; Numididae. The record is from RefSeq and is a predicted model, not a curated record. Gene Ontology annotation, molecular function: phosphatidate phosphatase activity.